GAAUGAAUUGACAAGAAUCAAUUAUAUUUUAGGUAGGUAUUACAAUGAUCACCUGAAAUCGAAUUUGAGCAGAUUGCUCGUUAGAUUAAAGCAAGUAUCUGAAUGAACAAACACCUUAUUCGAUACACAAGUAGGUUCUUUGUUAGGAAAGCAUGAAGUUUAGUGAUAUACACUAAUUUCAUUUGAAUAAGAGAUUCUUAUUAAUUAAAGAUAGCGCAAGGUAGAAUUAUCUCCAAUCCCAGUUUUUAGUUCAUUAUCAGCAAGGUUGAUGAAAAAGGCUAAGGUUGGACCAUGCUCUGUCGAGACCUUUGGUUGAUCAGAAUCUCUUGUGAGUAUGUGCAUUCCUCAGCCUUUCAGAUUCUUGGUUGUUGCCGGAAGGGUUGACAAAUAGAUUGGUAUUUUGAUUUGUUGAAAGAAAUUAACCUCCAUUGCAAUACUUACAUGGAGCUCUGAGAAAUAUAAAGAUUGAAAGAGAAAGAAUUCCUCCCAAAUUUCAUCUUGGCCGUAUUUUCCAGAUCUACUACGUCGUGAUGGUGUUUGGAUAUUUUCUUCCAAAUCAGGCUUCAAUUUCUUGUUCCUUAAAAAAAAAAGAUUGAACAAUAUAGAACUACAAAAUUACUAAUGGCAAAUGAAAAAGAUCUAUACAUUAGUUAUCUUUUUAAAUUCCUUAUUGGUUUACCGUACUGUCAAUUGAGCGAACCUUUCUUUUCUAGAGAUUGACACUAUGGCUGAUGAAUAGGGACUCAAUAAAAAAAAUCAUAACAAAAUCGUAGAGCGGUUGAGUUGAAAUGACUUUGUUUGAAGCCAAGUUCAAAUUUUUUAAGCGAAAGAGCAAAUCUUUAACAAUUUCUUGGAGAAGAUUAAAGAUGAACUCGUUCAUGUCUCUGACCUAUAUAAUUCUCAAAGAAAAUGUUAAUCAGUUUAAACCCAAAAAGUAUGGACUUGUCAUUUCAAAAGCUCCUCAAUUUGGAAUUAUAAAGGGUUUUACGUCUGUAUCAACCCAAGGAAUACUUUAACCUAACGCAAAACAAUUCUAGCUUCUAUCUUCCAGUAAAGGUAUAUUUAUAAUACGAUAGAGUUAUUUGGAUAAAUGACUAG
Spathaspora passalidarum NRRL Y-27907 is the source of this 1098-nucleotide messenger RNA. RefSeq lists its product as uncharacterized. The transcript has a single exon. The record is from RefSeq and is a predicted model, not a curated record. The annotation marks the transcript as partial. NCBI's taxonomy places the organism in Eukaryota, Fungi, Ascomycota, Pichiomycetes, Serinales, Debaryomycetaceae.